Messenger RNA from Abrus precatorius (Indian licorice), 3935 nucleotides. RefSeq names its product PH, RCC1 and FYVE domains-containing protein 1. The record is from RefSeq and is a predicted model, not a curated record. Gene Ontology annotation, molecular function: metal ion binding. The coding region runs from base 419 to 3625 and encodes 1068 amino acids. NCBI's taxonomy places the organism in Eukaryota, Viridiplantae, Streptophyta, Magnoliopsida, Fabales, Fabaceae. The transcript has 9 exons.
GAAGUCACAAAAAGAGGAAAUGGCAUGUGAUGUGGUGUACACGUGCAUAUGAGUGUUUUUUAAAGUUCUCAUAUAUUUUUACAGGUUUCACUCGCUGCAAAUGCACGACCUACGAAGUGAAUGGAAGAAGGAAAGAAACAGAUUCAUCAAAAACUAAAUAUAAAACUAAGUGAACCCAUAAAAGGGAGAGACCCUCUCUUCCAUUCUGUCUGAGCUGUUUCUUAUGUUAUGUUCUUCUGUUCAGACACUUCAGAGAGAGAGAGAGAGAGAGAGAGAGAGAGAGCAUCUUCUUCUGCAUUCCUACUUACCUCUCAUCAAUCAUUUUGCUGUUAAUGAUAAGGUUCCACCUGUUGUGAAAACCAAGGACUCUCUCUUCUGUGUAACUUGUCUGCCAUACUCUAUUCCAUGAAACUACAACAUGACAAUGGAAGAAGAGUCCUUGGCAGCAGUCCCAUUUGACAGAGCCGUUGAACAGGCAAUUGUAUCUAUAAAGAAAGGUGCAUAUUUACUAAAGUGUGGUCGUAGAGGAAAGCCUAAGCUCUGUCCUUUCAGACUUUCUCAGGAUGAGAGAAAUUUGAUUUGGUACUCAGGGCAGCAGGAAAAGCAUUUGCGAUUGAGUGCAGUUACAAAAAUUGUUCAAGGGCAGGGAAAUAUAAGGUCCCAAAGGCAAAAUGAACCCGAAAAGGAGUGCCAUUCAUUUUCACUAAUCUAUGCAAAUGGAGAACGUUCUCUUGAUCUGAUAUGCAAGGACAAAGCACAAGCUGCUUCUUGGUUUGUUGGGUUGAAAGCUGUGCUUUCAAGGUGUCAGCAUCCAAGAGCUUUUAGUAGUUUAAGAAGCUGCAAAGGGGUGCAGAGUUGUGUUAGUAGUCCAGCUGGAAUCUUACGAAGAAAGAAAAAUCUUGGCCUUCUUGAUGAUGCCUCUCAGUUUACUCAGGUACAUAGCUUAUGUGCAAGUCCGACUUUGUCACUAUCAGAAAGGUGCUUUUCUGAUGGCUUGUCAUGCACAUCCGAUAACUUCUAUUCAUCUGCAUCUUACCUCUCCAGCACUCAUGGCAUAACAGAUAAUUCAGUCCCAAGUUCUCCAUAUAUUGAUCCAGAUAUUCAUAGCAACAUCGAGUCAAAACGUGUUGACAAGGAGCACAAGAGGAAUAUGUCCUAUAGAUCUCUAAUGCCUCCUAGCUCCCCACGUGUAGGAAACAACAAUGUAUUGAAGGAUGUGAUGAUAUGGGGUGGAGGAAUUGGAUGCCUUGUAGGGAUUGUGAAUGAAAGGUUUGUUCAACAUGGCAUUUAUUCUUUGGUGCCUAAGUUACUAGAAUCAACUGUAAUGUUAGAUGUACAAAAUGUAGCUUUAGGAGGAAAACAUGCUGCCUUAGUUACAAAACAAGGGGAAGUAUUUUGUUGGGGUCAAGGGAAGUGGGGAAGGUUGGGGCAAAAAAUUGAUAUGGACAUUAGCUCCCCCAAGAUAGUUGAUUAUCUUAAUGGUAUUAAUGUAAAACAUGUUGCUUGUGGUGAGUAUCAUACAUGUGCUUUGACAGAUUCUGGUGAAGUAUAUACAUGGGGGAAUGAUGUUUGUUGUGCAGAUUUGGUUAAUGAAGGGAGAAUUAGAAGUCAGUGGAUACCACAAAAACUUUCUGGACCCUUAGAUGGUAUAACUAUCUCAAGUGUUGCUUGUGGUGAAUGGCAUACUGCAAUUGUUUCUAGCUGUGGGAGGUUAUUUACAUAUGGAGAUGGUACAUUUGGGGUUCUUGGGCAUGGUGAUCUUCAGAGUUUGUCCACUCCAAAAGAAGUUGAAUCUCUUAGUGGUCUAUGGGUGAGGUCUGUAGCAUGUGGAUCAUGGCAUACAGCUGCUAUUGUUGAAGUCAUGUUUGAUCGGUUUAGGUACAAUAGUGCUAGUGGUAAGUUGUUUACAUGGGGUGAUGGUGAUGAAGGGAGGCUGGGUCACGCUGAUAAUGGAAGCAAGCUUGUACCCACAUGUGUUACACAACUUGUUGACUAUGAUUUUGUUCAAGUAUCAUGUGGAAGAAUGUUGACAGUAGCACUUACUAACAUGGGUAAGGUUUUUGCAAUGGGAAGUGCUAAGUAUGGACAACUAGGAAAUCCACAUGCUAGGGACAAAGCAGUUAUGGUUGAAGGACAACUUAAGCAAGAGUUUGUUAAAGUGAUAUCAUCUGGUUCAUACCAUGUUGCUGUUUUGACUUCUGCUGGGAGUGUUUAUACAUGGGGCAAGGGUGAAAAUGGCCAAUUGGGGCUUGGUGAUACUGAAGACAGACACACACCUUGUUUUGUUGAGGCUCUAAGAGAUAGGCAGAUAGAUACCAUUACUUGUGGUCCAAGUUUCACAGCUGCAAUUUGUUUACACAAACCAAUUUCUAUUAGUGACCAAUCGACAUGUAGUGGUUGUAGGUUGCCAUUUGGGUUCACAAGGAAAAAGCAUAAUUGUUAUAACUGUGGCCUUCUGUUCUGCCGUGCUUGUAGUAGUAAAAAGAUUGUAAAUGCACCUCUAGCCCCAAGUAAGAGCAAGGCGUUUCGGGUUUGUGACCAGUGCUUUGAUAAACGGCAAGGAGGUACACAUUCAGCAAUGGCAUCAAAGUCUAGAAAUUAUAACACUCAGCAGAUGCUUAAGCAUCAGCAGAAAAUUGUUGAUGUGACUGAAGAUAGGGGAGAGACAACUGUGACACAAGGUCCUUUGUUAUCGCUUGGUCAAUCAUGUUACAGAAAAAGCAUGCCUAGCGGGCGUAAGGAUUGGAAAAACCAACAAGAAACCCAACAGGACUUGGAAGAUAGUUCUUCCAUGUUAGGUGGAAUGCCACAAUGGGGGCAAGUUCCAUGUCCUGCCAUAUUCAAGAUCAAUUGUGCAGAAAAUUCAGUUGUGCAUGUUUCUUCAUCCAAAAAUAAAUUAGCUGCUGUUUCUCCACUUAAUGUGGAAUCUACAGUAUGCAACUUCACCAAUGCAGAGACAGAAACAACAAAGUCUGAUAAGAUGCUCAUAGAAGAAGUUCAGAGGCUGAGAGCUGAGGCUACGAGACUUGAAGAACAGUGUGAGCUCAAAAACCAAAAAAUACAGGAGUGUCAACAAAAAAUUGAGGAUAGUUGGUUUGUGGCAAGGGAGGAAGCUGCUAAGUGCAAGGCAGCAAAAGAGGUCAUAAAAGCUUUGGCAUUAAGGCUUCAUACAAUAUCAGGAAAAGAUAACACUGGGCUACAAGAAAUUUUGCCUAAUUUGGCACCCAUACACACGGAUAUGAAGAGUCCAAGAGAUGGCAAUGUGGAUAGUCUAUCCAAUUCCCCUAUCGUAUUCUCUGACACAUUAAAAUCCAAAUUUGGGAGAAGCAUGUUCCCCAAAAAUGAUAAAUUAAUGGAGAAUUCUAACUUAAAUAGAGCAGAAUCUCAACAAGACACCACAAAUGGUUUGAAGGUUGAAUGGGUAGAACAAUAUGAGCCUGGUGUUUACAUCACUUUCACAACCUUGCCGUGUGGGAAAAAGGGCCUUAAGCGAGUCAGAUUUAGUCGGAAGCGAUUUUCAGAGAAGGAAGCUGAAAGAUGGUGGGAAGAGAAUCAAGUGACAGUGUAUCAAAAGUAUGGGAUUGAAGGAUACAUAAACACUAGCCAAAGUCAGGUGAAAGGCUAAUUUUUACUUGCCAUUCAUCUCUAGCAGUUUUCACUAUAGUUCUUUGUAGGAGGUGAUGUUGGCUUCAGGCUUUAGAAGAGAGAAUUACUCAAAAGAAAUAUCAAGUUUUAUUGUAUCUAAUUAAUCUAAGCAUCCUUUGUCUUGGGGGCAUUCCAUUCUCUGUACAGUCACAAAUAACAGAGUGUCUCUUAAUUUUCUCUAUUCUAUUUCAGUAUUAAUUACAAAGUUGUUCAAAUUCCACCUCUUAUUUUCCAAAUUUCCUUGCUUGCAAUGCCAAAAUGCAUCCUACAAACAGCAUGAAUCAUAUUAU